AUGCAUUUGUCCCUUCUCGCCCUCGUACUCCCUCUCGCUGCGGCCCUCCCUUACCAAAAGCCUCCGCCAUGCACACCGGAAACCGCCAUCCAACGCAAAGAAUGGAGCUCCUCAUCCCCUGAAGAACGGCGCAGCUACAUCGACGCCGUCAAAUGUCUCAUGGACAAGCCCUCCAUAUACCCCCCCGGCACUAUGCCCGCCAGCACAUCCUACUUCACCGACUUCGCCGCUUCCCACGCCGGCCUUUCCCUCUCAAUACACAGUUCCGGAACCUUCCUCUCUUGGCACCGCGAGUUUGUCGCCCUCUUCGAAUCUGCCCUCCAUGAGUGCAGCUACCCCUCCCACCUCGGGAUCCCAUACUGGGACUGGCCCCUCUACACAGACAGGCCACUCAUACAGUCCACCCUCUUCGACGGCUCCCCGACCUCUCUUGGUGGUAAUGGCCUGCCCCUCCCCGAGGCCCCGCCGAGCCUGGCCUUGCCAGGCGCCGCGCCACCUGCCGGCACCUGGGCCGGCGCAGGAGGAUGUAUAGCUAGCGGUCCAUUCGCAAACAUAAGCGUAUCCCUCGGCCCGCUGCCGGGGAAAUACAGCGAGACCGGGCUCCCAUCAAACUGGACACAGGCCAACCCGCACUGUCUAGCGCGGGAUCUGAACGACGUAGUCAUGCAGCAAUCCAACAACAAAGACAUCGUCGACAAAGUGUUCUCUGCGACAGGGAUCACGGAGUUCCAGGAGUUCAUAGCCACACCGCAUACAGGUGGCCAUAAUUCGGGGGGUGGCAAGCUAAGUGAUUUCUUUACGAGUCCCGCCGACCCAGUGUUUUAUUUGCAUCAUGCGCAGAUUGAUCGCGUUUGGGCGAUUUGGCAGGCGGGGGAGGAGGGAAGGAGGGAGUCGUUUAAUGGGACGAGUACGUUUAGAAAUCCCAUCGGCGUGACGCCUGAGGUGGAUGGAGACACUGUUAUGUCGUUUGGGGUUGUUGGAGGCAAUACUACUUUGCGAGAGGUGGCAGAUCCCAUGGCUGGGAAGUACUGUUAUGCUUAUGUAUAG
This is a messenger RNA of Aspergillus versicolor CBS 583.65, 1047 nucleotides long. RefSeq names its product tyrosinase family protein. The transcript has a single exon. The record is from RefSeq and is a predicted model, not a curated record. Bases 1 to 1047 code for a protein of 348 amino acids. Gene Ontology annotation, molecular function: oxidoreductase activity. Lineage: Eukaryota; Fungi; Ascomycota; Eurotiomycetes; Eurotiales; Aspergillaceae.